GUCACGUGGGGAGGCGCGGGGUGGUUGACGGGAGCUGGCUGGGCUGAGGGCCGCGGGGCCGGCGCCCGCCGCGAGCCAUGGGGCUGCCGGCCGCGUAGGGGCCAUGCCGCCCGGGCCCCGGGCCUGCCCCGCUCCGCGCCGGGAUGGUGAACCUGGCGGCCAUGGUGUGGCGGCGGCUCCUGCGGAAGAGGUGGGUGCUCGCCCUGGUCUUCGGGCUCUCGCUUGUCUACUUCCUCACCAGCACCUUCAAGCAGGAGGAGAGGGCAGUGAGAGAUCGGAAUCUCCUCCAGGUUCAAGACCACGAUCAGCCCAUCCCAUGGAAAGUGCAGUUUAACUUGGGCAACAGCAGUCGGCCCAGCAACCAGUGCCGGAACUCCAUUCAAGGGAAGCACCUCAUCACGGAUGAACUUGGUUACGUUUGUGAGAGGAAAGAUUUGCUGGUCAAUGGCUGCUGUAACGUCAACGUCCCUGGCACAAAGCAGUACUGCUGUGAUGGCUGCUUGUCCAAUGGCUGCUGCAGCGCCUAUGAGUACUGUGUCUCCUGCUGCCUGCAGCCCAACAAGCAACUUCUCCUGGAGCGCUUCCUCAACCGGGCAGCUGUGGCAUUCCAGAACCUCUUCAUGGCAGUCGAAGAUCACUUUGAAUUGUGUUUGGCUAAAUGCAGGACCUCAUCCCAGGGUUCUGUUCUUGUUUCCUCUGCCCCUGUUGAAAUGACUGGUCUGCUCAGCCGUGGGACAGUGGGAGCCUCAGGAAAGUCAUCUGCUGGGCGGCCUCCUCCUCUUCUGUCAUGGAAACCCCAUCUUAAGGCGAUUCCUCAGUGGAGAUACAUCUCGCAACUGACUAUGAAGAAAUGGAGUGAAGUGACUUCCCUGGGCCCCAUGACGGAACCAAAACAGAACCUUCAUCUCCGGCACCGGGUCCACUGUCCUUCUCACCACCCCUCGCCAGCUCCAACACUGACUCAUCUGUAAACACUCCUCUGAGAGCAUAUAGAUCUCGGUUGUCCAGGCCAGCAGAGGGGAGAGGUGGUAUAAGUAGCCAAAUUGGGUCAGUAAUCCAAAGGUCAUUUUCAUUCAGCCCUAGAGUAUGUUUUUCUGUACUCCUAAGAGGCACGUUCGCUGUUUUGGAAAGUCAUGGUACUGCAGACUCUGUAACGAAGCCACCCAAGGACGUGGAACGUCAUGGGCCUCCCCAGGCUUCUAGCCUGGACCCCUCCCUGCUCCCCUCUCUGGUUUGUUUCUGGCUCCUUCGACUGAAGAUUUCCAGAAUUAGGGACCUUGUCGUAGUUUUGUAUGCCCAGAGCUUAGCAAAGUGCAUGAUACACAUCGGAUUUUAAGAAAAGAUCAGAGAAGGAAUGAAAACACCUUUAGUUUAGAAGAAAAUUUUUUAAAUUGUUAUGUUUGGGGUGAAAGGUAGUUGGGUAAUUCAAAGCAUUUCCCUCAGUUCUGAAUCUUAAUUGCCAUGCUCGUUGCUGGAGCAAUAAAGAUAAGAUAUGUUCUAACAGGGAAAGAAGCAUUCUGUAGAAAAAGGCGCUGCCUCCACAGGGCCUGGGACUUGGGGUGGCCCUGGACCUGGCGACGCUGGGGCUGGCAUCGGAGGGCGAGCUCAGCAGCUCUUGGAAAAGCGGGGGAUAGGAUUUUAGAGCAGGGUUUGCAGUUUUUGGCCUGCUCCCGGAGCUGACUUGGAGGCUGUCCAGGGAGUGCCUCAGUUGGUGAGGCUGCAAAGGCGCUGUGGGAGCUGUGUGCAAGGUUCCGAGCAAGCUGUUCCCAUCGUUGGGAUUUGCAGGUAGAUUGUAAAUGAACGGAGAUGUUGCUUAUUUAGUCUACUCUUUUUUUUUUUUUUUUUUUAAUGGUUAUUGGAGUAUAGUUACUUUACUCUGUUGUGUUAAUUUCUACUGUUAUUUAGUCUACUCUUCACAGGCUGGAGAGAAUUCGGCCUCGCAGUCAGUAACUCCUACUUAUUAAGGCAUGGCCUUGGGUAGUCGUUCCUCUUCUGAGUCCCAGGCCCUGCUCUGUGAUAUGGGAUCGCAUCUGCUCCUCAUGGGGUUGUUGUGAGGUGUUGGAGUGAGUAAAGGCCCAGUGCUGGGCAUGAAGUCCACAUCUGCAGUCCAGUGGGGGUCUGACAUCACGUAGUUGGCAAGGUGGGGAUGGGUGGGCCCCUUGGGUGGAAGGGUGGCAACUACAGAGUUCUAGGUAUUAUUUUUACAACUAUUUUUAGAAGAACUCAUGCUAAAGAUAAUUUUUAAAAUGCAGGUAAUUCAGAAAUGUGUCAAGAUGAAAGUAAUAAUGACCUAAAAUCAUGCAACCUAGAGAUCAGCCCAUUUUUUUUCUCUUCCCUCAUGACUUUCUAGGCAGAUAUGAGAAUACUUUUUCUUCUUGAAAGCAAUCCUCUGAUGGACAUCCUUCUAUGUGACAUAUAGGCCUAUCUAAUAAAUUUUAGUGACCACCUGGUGUCGGUUUCGUAGGUAUACCGUAAUGUUAUUAAUCCCUGCUGAGGUCAUUUAGCUUAUUACUGUUUUUUUUUUUUUUCCUUUUUUGGCUGCUACAAAUAAUGCACUGAUGAUAUGCUUUCACAUACACCUCCACAGGGUUUGUAUGUUUAUUUGAGAAUGAUUUUCACCAAUUUAUACUCCCACCUAAACUAUGUGGGGAGUGGGACUUCCCCGGUGGUCCAGUGGUAAAGGAUCCGCCUUACA
Molecule: messenger RNA, 2695 nt
Organism: Balaenoptera musculus (blue whale)
Lineage: Eukaryota; Metazoa; Chordata; Mammalia; Artiodactyla; Balaenopteridae
Gene: SPRING1
Product: SREBF pathway regulator in golgi 1
Exons: 6
Coding region: 144-971 (275 amino acids)
Biological process (GO): positive regulation of SREBP signaling pathway
Source: RefSeq, a predicted model, not a curated record